Messenger RNA from Dentiscutata heterogama, 1599 nucleotides. The record is from the annotation of a GenBank genome assembly. NCBI's taxonomy places the organism in Eukaryota, Fungi, Glomeromycota, Glomeromycetes, Diversisporales, Gigasporaceae.
AUGAGAAAACUUACUGCUAAAAUGCCAUGGAGACUAAAUACUCGUUUUCGAAUUACUUUAAUACUUUUACUUAUAAUUGGUUUUCUAUCAUAUCAAUUCAUUUUUAUUUCAAAUAUUUUUGAUUAUUCAAUUUAUUGGUUUGACCCUUCUUCUAAAAUUUCAUAUUAUAUCGGAUCACAAGUAUAUUUAAGAAAUGUUAGUCGUCUUCCUAAAAUACAAUAUCAUUUUAAUACUCCAGAAACAUUAAAUGAAAGAUUAAUUCGAGAAGCUCGACGUGAAUCAGUAAAAAAAGGUUUUCAGCAUGCUUGGAACGGAUAUACAAAAUAUGCUUGGGGAAAAGAUGAAUUAGAACCUGUAUCUAAUGUAGGUCAUGAUAAUUUUAAUGGUUGGGGUGCAACGAUUGUUGACUCAUUAGAUACUAUGUGGAUAAUGGACUUAAAAGAGGAAUUUAAUCGUUCAAGAGAUUUUGUUGAAACUGUAGAUUUUUCUACAAGUGAAGAUGCUAUUAGUGUAUUUGAGACUACUAUUCGUUAUUUAGGAGGCUUAUUAAGUGCUUAUGAAUUUUCAAAAGAUCCUAUAUUUUUAGACAAAGCGUUAGAAUUAGGAAACGCUUUAUUACCUUCUUUUAAUAGUGAAUCUGGGAAUAAAGUUAAAAAUUUUAAAAGACCAUGGAAUUUAGCCAUUUUGGCUCAAAUUGGAACUUUGCAGUUAGAAUUUAUGAAAUUAUCUCAAUUAACGGGUAAUAGCGAAUUUUUCUUCAAGGUUAAUAAUAUUACACAAAUUCUCGACGAUAUACCAAAGCCUAUCCCUGGACUAUAUCCUUUAUUCUUGGAUCAUGAAACUGGUGAAUUCGUAGGACACGACAUAACCUUUGGUGGUGCUGGUGACAGUUUUUAUGAGUAUUUAAUAAAGCAAUACAUUAUGGUUGGAGGUGCAAUCGAUCAAUUUCGAAAAAUGUAUGUUGAAUCAAUUGAUAGUAUGCAUGAGCACCUUAUUAAGGAUGGCAAAAUUAAAGAUCGACCAGAUUUGGUCUUCAUUGGCGAGCUAUCCUUUGGAUCAUUUGUUGGAAAGCUACAACAUUUGACAUGUUUUGUUCCCGGGAUGCUUGCCAUUGGAUCAAAAGUUCUUGAUAGACCUCAAGACCUCGAACUUGCAAUAAAAUUGGCAGAAUCAUGUUAUUGGGCUUAUGAAAUGACAUACACUGGAAUUGGUCCAGAAGAUCUCUGGUAUAUGUCAAGCAAUGAUACGUAUAACGAAUCAGAAAAAAAACUUAAGAAUAGUUGGAAAGAUAAGAAUCUUCCAGAUGGUGUACUUAAAUUGGGUCAUGGGUAUAAAUUAAGGCCAGAAACCAUUGAGAGUUUAUUCAUUCUAUAUAGAGUAACAGGCGAUAAAACAUAUCAAGAUAAAGGAUGGAAAAUAUGGCAGGCUAUUGAAAAAUGGUGUAAAACAUCUUCAGCUUAUUCAGGAUUAGUGAAUGUAAAUUCAGAACAAGUUUCACAGAAUAAUAAUAUGGAAAGUCCACCCGAUCUUAUUUCACUAGAUACUUAUGUGUUUAAUACCGAAGCACAUCCUUUACUUAGAAUGGCAAAAACUUUUUAG